CGGGGGCGGCAUCAACAUAAACACAAUGAAGAACGACGGGGCCCAUUCCGAAGCAGGUCCCGGGGCAGCAGACGGUAGCUCACGUGCAGAGACUAACAAACUGACUAAUCCAGAGACAGAGUUACCCGUCAAAGAGGACAUGAUGACGACCGCCCCACACAAGUCCAGACAGCCCCGUCUGUGUCGGGGGCCCUGCGAUGACUUCAUCUGUUUAGGAAAUACCCCUGGCUCGGCCCGAGCGCUGAGCUCAGAGACGUGUAGACGUUGGCCCGACGCAGAUCACCAACGACCAAGCCUUAACAUGGAAACGCUCUGUAGCGUUGCAGGGGUGGCAGUCGAUGAAAGAUUACAAAAAGUGAACAUUAAUCUUCUGCUACCGGGCCUAGACACAGACUCUCCAAACGGGAACACCGGGAGAGACAGCCCCCAGCCAGACUAUAGCAGGAAGAAGAAGAAGAAAAAGAGAAGAUGUAUCUCUCUGCUGGAGAAAAGGGAUCUCAGAGGACAGCUGAGCACAGAGGCGGAGGAGCAGAGUGUUCGGAGAACCGGGACAGAUCCACGCUCAUCAAGGAGCCACGGUGGAGUCCGGGGGGGUGAGGAACCCAUUUCAGGUUCACUCCCAAGUACAGAUGUAACCCAAACAUCUAGUUUGAUAGAAAACCCCUCCGAUUACAGCUAUCCCUUGACUCCCCUGCCUGACAAUAAACAUGGUCAUUUACCAGGUCAUCCUGAUGGCCUAGCAUUCUCCAGUGCUUCUAUCAGCGAUCGACAGUGCAACACACUCCACUGCCCCCGAGCGAAGACAAUCAGUCACCAAGCCUUCUGCACACACCGUCUGGCUGAUGACAGUCAUGCACCGACCCCAGCUGACUGUGCUACUGUGGCCACACAUUUACAGGCUGAAGGACCUUCGCUGCAGACCACAUCGACUGGAUUGACUCUAACCCCGGGGUCGUUGACCCUGAAGUCUGUCUGUGAGAGCAGCUUCCUGUCAGGAGACGAGAGAGCUGCUGAUCAUGGGGGGACUCCCCAGCAGCCCCAUGAAGAGAACCCUUCUCUUAAAGCAAGGAAUUGCAUCAGUGGUGGUGCUGCCAAGGCCAAUCCUUCUAGCAACAGCAUUUCACAUGGUGGAGAAUCAAAUGCUUCAACGAUGGAAGCUGCUCAAAAUGAUGAAGAAAGGUCACACUUGGCUGCAGAGACGGGAUUCCCUGGCGGAGACAACCUUACAGAGUGUCCUAGAGAGGCACAGCAUACACAAUGGCUGGAAAUAGACGGUCGCAAGACGGUUCCGCUCAGUAGCUCAGACCUACCCCAGUCUACCAUAGUUAUGAUUGGUCCUGAUGCACAAGUGCUGACCCAAGAUUUAAAGAUGGGACUCUGUUCAGUUAUUGUCGAUAAUCCAGUUGAAAGUCAUUUUAUUUUAGACUUCAGUAAAGUGUCGCCUGAUGCAGAAAACACAUCACCAGAUACUCAACAUGUUGAGACAAUACCAGAGAUUAGUUUAUGUUCAGGGAAUACCUCCACAGUGGGAAUUCAAUCUCCUGUAACACAUAAAGUAACCGUUGAUUUUUGUCACCCAAGCUCUUUUCCUUCUGAGGAAAUAUCUUCUAAUUCUUCAAUAAGCUUAGAAGGUUUACUAAAUAACAGGCCAAUGGCAACUGAUACAUCUCAGUUAACUCAGAACCAUGGGGGUCAUUGCAGCACAGAUUCAUCCAAUUAUGAGCAGAAUAUUGCAGAUAUGUCGGACAAUACUCUACAAGUCUUGGAUACAAAUAAGAGAGACAAAGCUAUAAAUGAGGCUGAAAGGCUAGAUGCGUCAGAAUACCCAUCAGAACUAAAAGGUCCAAUAGAGGGACCUGGCACGACAUCUGAAACGGGGGGGGAUGUGAGUGACGCACCGGACUCUAAGAACAAAGUGUUCGCCAUGUCCUCCUUUUGGAACGAGAUGGAGAGGCUAACGAUAAACGACAUCUUGGGCUUAAGAAUGAUCUCCGUGAGCCCUCUGCCUCCGUCCCCUCUCCUCUCGCCUCUCCUCUCGCCUCUCCUGCAGGGCGAGGAGGCGGACGUGAAUGACAAGGCGGACUCAGGCUACUUCACCCCUCAGCUAGACGAGGCCACAACGCGGUCCACAGUUACUGAUUCGGAGCAGGCUACGGUGAACUCUGCGGCUAGCAGACAUGAUUCAUUGGGUUCGCUGGAUGUCCUGUGGGAUGGGGAGCCUCUCCCUGGGAUGUCGGGGGCUGGGAUCAACCCUGAGGACACGGUGUUGACCUCUGACACUAAUCCACAACCCCAGCUCUCUGCCGGCAGCGAGGAAAGGCACGGCAGACCCAUGUUAAAAAACACAAGCUUGUACAAUCUGCACGCUAUUAACGCUGAACAGUUUGGCCGGAUGCGGAACGUUCCGACUUUGGCAGCAGUUCUUCCGGAGGAGAGCGAGUUGGAGAGGGAAUGUUUAUCAGAUGUACCAAGGCCACGUGGCGACGGCGGCACGGACUCCACGUCCUCAUCCUUAUUCUCUGAGGGCACGCCAGCAGAGAGCUACCGAAUCUCACUCCCAGCUAUAUUAAAGUGCCUCUUUGGGGGCAAGCAAUCAAAUCCAAAGCCACCGGAUUCAGAAGAUACAGGAAUUUACUGUGGAAAUACCGUCCCGGAGACGUACGAUCAAUUCUUCUCCGAGUUUGACUGCGGAAGCUUCUUCGACCCUUUCGACCGGACAGAGGAUCGACCUACCGACCGGCCAGUGCCUGUCCUCUCUCGCUCUCGCUCCUCCAGCAGAUACCUCCAGUACCCGGAGGCCUUCGACCACUUCCUAUCCUCUCCCUCAUCCUCCGAUGGCUCUUCAGAGUCUGAGGAGGACCCGGGUGACGGCUGGGGUCCGGUACGGGUGGUGACCCGCCUCAGCCCCAGAACCGCCGAGCCUCUGGAGGCCUCGACAGACAUUUAUGAGAACUUCUUCACAGACACGGACCUUCCUAAGAACCUCUUCUGGAGCCCCACGUUCUCACUCAGGAACAUCCGUCUCAGCGGCCCCGUGAGCGGGACCCCGCAGAGCUCCGGACCUUUGACCCCUGGGGAUCAGGGGAGCGUGCAGAGGCGUCGUCGGGUUUUCUCAUCCAUCGACGCUCUGGACCACCACGACCGGCUGGUCCCGGAGCCAGAGCUGGACCACUUUGAGGAGAGGGUCUACCGGCAGCUGAACCCGUUCAGCUUUGAUGACCUCCAGUCCGCCGCUUCACAUCCCCCCCCGGGAGUGUCCCUGGUCCCUCUGAGACACUCAGACAUGUGCUUGGUCUGCAUUGCCUUCGCCUCGUGGGUGCUGAAGUCCGCUGAUCCACAUGUAGGAGACGCCUGGAAGGCUGUUGUCCUAGCCAAUGUAAGCGCCCUGUCUGCCAUUGGAUACCUGCGGACACGCACAAGGGAGCGUUCCAGGAACCAUGCUACUCUGGGUCGGCCCGCGCUGGAAGGACCUAGCGACUCGUCUUGUACAUGGCAACCACCUUUUGGGGUUUGUUAUUUCACUACUCGUGAACGCCAGAGGGCAACAUACUACGGAGAAAUAUCUGUGAAAUUGAAUAUGAUUGAAGAUUUCUACCACCAGAUGGCGUGCUAAGACUGACAAACAUGUCUUUUGUUCACGUCGUAGAACGUAAACGAUGAAACUUUCGUGUGGCUGAUCUUCACUCUUUAAUUUAACUUUACUCCAUCUUCUAAAUGUAUAUUGUAAAAAAGCUUAACCAAGUAACCUAUAGUUACUUUCUUUAUACAUUGAUAAAUACAUUUUAUUUUUUGUGAAAUAUCAGAACUAGUUGUACAAUGAAGGUCAACCAAUUUUUUAAUUUUUUUUAAUUUGCAAAUAUAAAUAAACACUUCAAACAAAUAGGAGCAAGCUACCCCAACAUCUGCGUGUUGUAGUAACUAUUGUUAAUAACACCAUUACAUUCAAGCAAUCUAGUUCUGUCGUCAUUGCAUAAUAAAAUAAUAUUUACAAAAUGUACAUGCUUGAACAUAUUGAUCCUUGUUGGAAUGGUUUAUAUAUUAGAAAGUCACGAAUAAAAUAGAAGCCAGAAACAGGACGGUAGGUUCUUAAAUAUAAAAAAUAGGCUGAACUACAAAAUGACUCACAGUAUUAACAUCAGCAAUCACGCAACACACUCGUACAAAAAUAAACAUCCAGCACUCGGGCUUG
This is a messenger RNA of Gadus chalcogrammus (walleye pollock), 4189 nucleotides long. RefSeq names its product PPARGC1 and ESRR induced regulator, muscle 1 (gene perm1a). The record is from RefSeq and is a predicted model, not a curated record. The transcript is spliced from 4 exons. Gene Ontology annotation, biological process: regulation of DNA-templated transcription; response to muscle activity. Lineage: Eukaryota; Metazoa; Chordata; Actinopteri; Gadiformes; Gadidae. Bases 26 to 3613 code for a protein of 1195 amino acids. Gene Ontology annotation, cellular component: nucleus; cytoplasm.